Molecule: messenger RNA, 1011 nt
Organism: Microthlaspi erraticum
Lineage: Eukaryota; Viridiplantae; Streptophyta; Magnoliopsida; Brassicales; Brassicaceae
Source: the annotation of a GenBank genome assembly
AUGAGAGGCGGCGGCGUAAGUGGAAACAGCGUCUUCGAGACUAUAAACGCAGCUGCUACUGCUAUUGCUUCCUCCGAUGAUCGUGUUCAUCAAGCGUCUCCGAUACGCAAGAAGCGAAAAUGGUGGAAUCGAUUGAGUAUCAUCUUCAUAUGUUUCAGACCUUCAAAACAACAACAGAGGAAACGAAUCGGAAAAGCUUCUCUCGCACCAGAACCGGUACAAUCAUCAACCGAUUCCACAUCCGGUUAUCGUUCGGUUAUCACGGCUCUCCCCUUCAUAGCUCCACCGUCAUCACCGGCUUCGUUUUUCCAAUCAGAGCCUCCUUCCGCAACACAAUCACCAGUCGGAGUCCUCUCUUUCAGUCCAAUACCAAACCGUCCUUCGAUAUUCGCCAUUGGACCUUACGCUCACGAGCUCCAAUUAGUCUCUCCUCCGGUUUUCUCCACUUACACCACCGAACCAUCUUCAGCUCCGAUCACACCUCCUCUCGAUGAAUCCAUCAACUUAGCCGCCACCACAACAACACCUUCUUCGCCGGAAGUCCCUUUCGCUCAGCUCUUUAACUCAAACCAUCAUCGGUUUCCGAUCUCUAACUAUGAGUUUCAGUUUUACCAACUCCCUCCCGGUAGUCCACUUGGUCAGCUUCUCUCUCCGAGCUCCGUCGUAUCCGGUUCCGGUCAGACGUCUCCUUUCCUCGCUCAGUUUCAAGAUCCUCCGAAGCUAUUGAGCCCCAGGCUGCGUAAACCGGUUUCGUUCGAUCUUGAUUCGGAUCAUGUCAUUAGAUGUGUUGAUCAGAAGCUGAGGACGACGUUCCCUGAAGCAUCGUCUAAUCAAGAAGAAGAAGGAGAAGAAGGGACGACGACGCAGCAGCAGCAACAUAAGGAGUUCAAUUUCGGCACGGAUGAGAAACGUUUGACCAUUGAUGAGGAGGUACAGAGAGAUUCUUCUUCGACCAAGAAUAGUAACGAUUGGUCGUUUUUCCCUGUGAUGCAAUCAGGUACACUUAGCUAA